Molecule: messenger RNA, 1867 nt
Organism: Aspergillus heteromorphus CBS 117.55
Lineage: Eukaryota; Fungi; Ascomycota; Eurotiomycetes; Eurotiales; Aspergillaceae
Product: putative siroheme synthase
Exons: 1
Coding region: 135-1829 (564 amino acids)
Biological process (GO): sulfate assimilation; siroheme biosynthetic process
Molecular function (GO): uroporphyrin-III C-methyltransferase activity
Source: RefSeq, a predicted model, not a curated record
CCCCAAUCUCCUGUCUGGGUUCUCUUCGUCUUUAUCCAAGACCUACCUUGACUGUCAGCCAAAAGACCGUGGAACUCCAGGGACAAUCUUGAGCUUGCAACACGAUCGCAAGUCCCCGCGGUGGCAAUUCCAUCAUGAGAGACGCUUCCGAUAACGGCUCCCCAGCGCCUUUGCUGACAGCCGUAAAUGUCGAGUCUCAGGUGCAUCUGAUCAUCGGGGCAAACCCUCUCGCAGCAGCCCGGUGUGCUAAGAGCGUCGAGGCGGGUGCAAAGCCGAUUCUCCUCACCCCAGACACAGAGACUCUGCCAUACACCUUGGUGGAGCGGAUCGAGAACGGCUCCGUGCAAUGGAUCCGCAGCGAGUUCCAAGACGACCAUCUCACCAGCCUCGGGAGAGAGGAAGUCGACCACGUCGUAGACACGGUCUUUGUCACUCUGGGCGGAAACCACCCAACGAGUGCUCACAUUUCCAAGCUCUGCCGUCGUCUCAGAAUCCCAGUCAACGUCUCCGAUGCUCCGGAGCUCUGCACAUUCAGCUUGCUGUCCACGUACUCGGAUGGCCCUCUGCACAUCGGCAUCACGACGUCAGGGCGUGGCUGCAAGCUGGCCUCGCGUCUCAGAAGAGAAAUCUCGUCUGGACUACCCUCAAACCUCGGAAACGCCAUUGACAGGCUGGGAGCAGUGAGAAAGCGCCUCUGGGCCGAAGACUACGCCGCCGGGCUAUGCGAUGCGCCACUCGAAGGCGACGAAGAUGAUUCCACCGGCCAACGACACACCUUCAACACACUAGUAACAGAAGACGACAUCUCCGCCGCCAAAACGCGCCGCAUGCGCUGGCUGUCCCAGAUCUGCGAAUACUGGCCGCUUCGCAAACUCGCCGCCAUCACCGACGACGACAUCACCACCAUCCUUGAAGCCUACACCUCGGGCAAAGAAAACCCCCAGGACGCCAACAGUCUCGAAACCCUCUCACAAAAAGGCAAAAUCGUCCUCGCCGGCUCCGGCCCGGGACACCCCGACCUUCUCACCCGCGCCACCCACAACGCCAUCCAAACCGCCGACAUCAUCCUGGCCGACAAGCUCGUCCCAGCCCCCGUCCUCGACCUCAUCCCCCGCCGCACAGAAGUCCACAUCGCGCGCAAAUUCCCCGGAAACGCCGACCAGGCGCAGGAGGAAUUCUUAAAACUGGGCCUGGACUCCUUGCGUCGCGGCCGCCACGUCCUGCGUCUCAAGCAGGGUGACCCCUAUCUCUACGGCCGCGGCGGCGAGGAAUUCGAGUUCUUCCGCGCCCACGGAUUCACCCCCGUCGUGCUCCCCGGUAUUACCAGCGCUCUGAGCGCCCCGCUCUUCGCUGAUAUCCCUGCCACCCACCGCGGCGUCUCCGACCAGGUCCUCGUCUGCACCGGGACAGGACGGAAAGGCGCCGCCCCUGAUCCACCCACCUAUGUUCCCUCGCAGACCGUCGUCUUUCUAAUGGCGUUGCAUCGGCUCUCCGCCCUUGUCGAUUCCCUCACCACCCUCACCCCCACUGAGCCAGCUGAGGAGUCGGAGUCGGAGUCGGGAUCGGUGUCCCGCCCCCGCACCCUCUGGCCGAAAGAUACUCCAUGCGCGAUCAUCGAGCGCGCCUCUUGCACAGAUCAGCGCGUGAUCCGAUCAACAUUGGAGCACGUCACCGCUGCAUUCGAGGCCGAGGGCUCCAGACCGCCUGGGCUGUUGGUCGUGGGUGCUAGUUGCCAUGUUUUGCAUCCUGCUCAGGGGAAGAAAUGGGUUGUCGAGGAGGGAUUUCGGGGGCUGGAUGAGUUGAGUGUUGAGACGAGGGGGCUUGAGUGAGGUGAGGGGUUAUGGUGGGUGUAUGUGGAUUCGAUUGG